This is a messenger RNA of Ailuropoda melanoleuca (giant panda), 2409 nucleotides long. Its product is annotated as ubiquilin-4-like. Gene Ontology annotation, cellular component: cytosol. Bases 1367 to 2134 code for a protein of 255 amino acids. The record is from RefSeq and is a predicted model, not a curated record. Gene Ontology annotation, molecular function: polyubiquitin modification-dependent protein binding. The transcript has 4 exons. Gene Ontology annotation, biological process: ubiquitin-dependent protein catabolic process. NCBI's taxonomy places the organism in Eukaryota, Metazoa, Chordata, Mammalia, Carnivora, Ursidae.
ACGCGAGGCCGGGGCUCGCCUUGUGGCCUGCGUUGGGGGCGUGGCGGAGAGCAGGGAGGGGGCACCUUGCACCGGGGAGGGGAAGGACUCGGGGUCUGAGGGCAGCGUGCGCCCCGAGCGCUGGUCGGGGGUUCGAGGGGUCGCGGCCGGACGGUCUCCGGGUUCGGUGCUGCGCCAAGGGAGCGGGCGAGGGGCGCCCCCGGGUGCUGGUGCGCGGGGCGCUGGGGGAGAGUUUCCCUCCGCUCUUAUCCAUCCUACCUUUUCAAAUCGAGGUGGUUACGGUGGGCCCUCGGUCCCUCCGGGACGACGUGCAGUAGGUGCUCAAUAAAAGUGUGUUGGGUGAGCGGAUGAGGGCACAUUGCCUGUGUUCGCCACCCCCUGUGGCUGCUGCAGAAUUUCUCAUAGGCGGAGCUUCAGAUAGGCCAUCUGGUUGGAAGGAAGGGAUCUGGAAGCUGCCCCGGCUUAGCAAGUGCACUCUUCACUUAGCGUGUCCUGGUUUGGUUUGUUCGGGUUUGGUUUAAGGAGGAGAGCUGAUAGAUUUGGGGAGUCUGACUCUCCCUGGGCCAGUCUGUAGUGCCAUCACUGCCCCCUGCCCCCUUAUAAAAUGACUGCAUUCCGGAAUUUACAUCCUGUGCCUUGCAGAGCUCACUUUGAAAUCCGCCUUAGCUGAGAGGCCGUGUAUUGGGUCAAGAGCCAGGGCUUUGGUGUCGAGACCUGACUUCCAGUCCGCCCGGGCAAGUCAUGGGACUGCUCUAAUGCUGUUUUCUCAUCCUGAAAGUGGGGAUGAUAAUUCAUAUCUGUUUCACAGGACUGAGACUCUGAACUCCUGAAUAGUCGCUGCUGUUAGAGGUCGUUGGGGUCUGCGUGUUGUGCUUGUUACUGGUUGCUGGAGGAGUUGGGACAGAGUCACAGGGAGCUGGGGGGAGGGACUGAGGCGGGAGGCAUAGGGAACUGGCUGAGCCUUCUGGGGUUGAGAGAGACAGAGCCUGUCCCUGGUCCAUGUCUUUGGUUAACAAAGGAGCUGCUCACUGCAGCUGGAUGGAUGGGGUCUAGACUGCAGAGGGCACUUCCCAGACCCAGGGCAGGGUCCCUGGUGGGUGGAGCCCAAGGAAGCUCUGCCGUGACCUCUGCCUCUUGAUCGCAGUUCAAAGAGGAGAUCUCCAGGAAAUUUAAGGCCCAGCAGGAUCAGCUGGUCCUGAUCUUCGCAGGCAAAAUCCUCAAGGACGGGGACACACUGAACCAGCAUGGCAUCAAGGAUGGGCUCACUGUCCAUCUGGUCAUCAAGACCCCUCAGAAGGCUCAAGAUCCAGCUGCUGCCACUGCUUCCCCCUCCUCCACUCCAGACCCCGCCUCGGCACCCUCCACCAUGCCCGCUUCACCCGCCACCCCUGCCCAGCCCUCCACCUCUGGCACCUCCUCCUCAGAUGUUGGCGGUGGGAGCCGCAGGAGCAGUGGGGGGGGUCCCUCCCCAGGGGCUGGGGAGGGACCUCCCAGCGCCACUGCGUCCAUACUCUCUGGCUUUGGGGGCAUCCUGGGCCUGGGCAGCCUGGGCCUGGGCUCCGCAAACUUCAUGGAGCUGCAGCAGCAGAUGCAGAGACAGCUGAUGUCCAACCCUGAGAUGCUGUCGCAGAUCAUGGAGAACCCCCUGGUCCAGGACAUGAUGUCCAACCCCGACCUGAUGCGUCACAUGAUCAUGGCCAACCCCCAGAUGCAGCAGCUGAUGGAGCGGAACCCUGAGAUCAGCCACAUGCUCAACAACCCGGAGCUCAUGAGGCAGACCAUGGAGCUUGCUCGGAAUCCAGCCAUGAUGCAAGAAAUGAUGCGGAACCAGGACCGGGCUCUGAGCAACCUGGAGAGCAUCCCCGGGGGGUAUAACGCCCUCCGCCGCAUGUACACAGACAUCCAAGAGCCGAUGUUCAGUGCUGCCCGGGAGCAGGUGGGGCCGGGGCCAGGCUGUGGGAGGGCUGGUGGGGCUCAGGAGUCCCUCCCCCAGACCCAGGCAAGCCCGGCGUGCUCCCUGCUUCUCUUUUCUGAUGCAGCCCUCUGGGACGGGCCUGGGCUUGGAAGCACUUCUCACGGCAUAGGCAGGGGUGGUCCAGCUUGGCAUGGGACCGAGGCAGUGGAGGGGAGGUAGCAGAAUUCCCUGGGGAUGUGGGGGGCGUAGCAUCCGAGGGAUUUGACAGCCUCAUGUACCAGGGCCUCGAAGGUUGGGGGCAGACCUGGGGUGAGACGGCCGACCCCAGCACAGUGCGUCUCAAGUGUGGUCCGUGGGUAGCCUGAAUCAGCAUCACGCAGGGAGCUAACCCAUAAUGAGCCUCCUCGUCCCCCCCUUUGAGCUACUUAGUGACUCAGUCUCAGGAAUCAGGCUUGGGAACACGCACUUGUGACAGUGCCUUAUGAAUUCUUCCA